Solanum lycopersicum (tomato) is the source of this 2560-nucleotide messenger RNA. RefSeq names its product nuatigenin 3-beta-glucosyltransferase-like. Gene Ontology annotation, molecular function: UDP-glucosyltransferase activity. NCBI's taxonomy places the organism in Eukaryota, Viridiplantae, Streptophyta, Magnoliopsida, Solanales, Solanaceae. The record is from RefSeq and is a predicted model, not a curated record.
CAUAGAUUCCGGAGCUCAUACAAGUCAAAACUAUUGCAUUCUUGUUAAUAUUUAAAGCAGGCCAAAGAUCUUCUUGUUACAACAUAUUCUCUUAGCCAAAUAAGUAAAGAGAGAGUAGUCUGUGAUAACUCCAAUAAAACUAUGUAAUAUAAAUCAAAUCAUACCAAAUCAAUUAUUUUCAAAGCCUUCAAUCAUGGCACAAGAAAAUGAUCAAGUACUCCAUGUAGUUUUCAUUCCAUACUUGACACCAAGUCACAUGAUCCCUUUAGUUGAUACAUCUAGACUUUUUGCUAGUCAUGGUGUCAAAGUUAGUAUUAUCACAACCCCCUACAACGCCCUCCUUUUCGAGUCCUCAAUCGAUCAUGCUACUGAAUUAGGUCACGAAAUCUUCGUCCACAAGCUUAAAUUUCCAUCUGAUGAAGUAGGCUUAGCUGAAGGGAUUGAAAACUUCAGUGUUACCACUAGUCAAGAAAUGGCUAUAGGUGUAUUUAUGGGAAUUGAUUUGCUUCAAAAACCAAUGGAAAGUCUUAUUUUCGAGCUACGUCCUCAUUGCAUUGUAUCAGACCUGCUUUUACCUUGGACUGUGGAUGUAGCAGAGCAAUUGAAGAUUCCUAGACUUGCGUUUUACCCGACUAAUGUUAUGUAUCAUUGUGUUGAACAUUGUUUGAAGAUGUAUACACCUCAUGAGAAGGUAAGUUCGGAUUCAGAAAGUUUUAAGGUUCUGGGAUUACCAGAUGAGAUUGAAAUGAAACGAUCUCAACUACCCGAAGAUGUGAAAAACAACCCUGAAGGACCAUAUUGGGAGUUGUUGAAGAGGAUUAAAGAAUCAGAACCGCGGAGUUAUGGUAUGAUUCAUAACACUAUCUAUGAUCUAGAACCGAGUUAUGCUGAGCUUUAUCAAAGAAUCAAAGGUAAAAAGCCGUGGCUUAUUGGUCCUUCGUUUCAUUUUUCAAAGAGAAACAAUUCGAGAAGUAGUCCAGAUCAAGAGCGACAUAGCUGCUUGAGUUGGCUUGAUUCUCAAGAAUCAAACUCUGUUGUUUACAUUUGUUUUGGAAGUAUGGGAAGGUUUUCGGAACCUCAGCUUACUGAAAUUGCCUUAGCUCUUGAGUCCUCGAAUUCGACCUUUCUUUGGGUGGUAAGAAAGGGAGAUAACACACAUGAAAGUUGGCUCCCCAUCGGGUUUGAGGAAAAAAUGUUUGCAAACAAUAAAGGUCUGAUAGUUAGAGAAUGGGUGCCACAGCUGAAGAUCUUGAACCAUCCAGCAACCGGAGCGUUCAUGACUCACUGUGGCUGGAACUCUACCCUGGAAUCUCUUACAUCCGGAGUGCCAAUGCUGACAUGGCCAUUGUUCGCGGAGCAGUUCUACAAUGAGAAACUGGUGGAGGUACUUGGAUGUGGAGUCAGUGUGGGGGCAGAGGUGUGGCAUAUUUCAUUUGACAUCACGGAUACGAUUGUGAAGAAGGAGAAGAUAGAGGCGAGUGUGAAAAUGUUGAUGAACGCCUCUAUGGAAAGUGAAAAUAUCAGAAAUAGAGCAAAAGACGUCGAAGCAAUAAUCAACAGGGCUGUGGAGGAAGGAGGUUCAUCUUAUAAUCAUCUAACUGCAUUAAUACAAGAGAUGAAGUUUCAUGCUUUUGGCAUAUCAGAAGAGUAAUAAGAAAUCUAAUGUCCCGAGCUUCGCUCAUUUUCCCUAAAAUAUGGAGUUACGGUCACUCAACUAAUACUAGUUAUUAUCUCAAAAAGGCAUACUUCUUCUUGAUUUCAAUCUUCUUCGACAAAGAAAAUGACUUUCUGAGAUAAUAAACUCGAGUGGAAGUUUUACUUUUUUUUGGGGAAGUUUCUAAAAAGUAACAUAGGGAGCUGUCUAUGAUACUUAUUGUGGUACACAUUGAUUUUUGUACUCAUGCUACACCUACAUAUUCCAUGUCACACUUUACUUUUUAGUCGAUCUAUAUAAUUAAUAGUUUACUUUAAAAUGUUCAUUUCAUCCUAAUAGGACAAUUUAUAGUCAUACAAACAUCUAUAACUUGUUUUACACUACAAGUUUCAAGUCUUACUUGAACGUCGCGUCAAGCCAAACAUCACAUAAAUUAAAAUGGAGGGAGUAGUACCUAGGUACUCUUUGGCCCACAUCUCCCUUUCAACUGAUUGUGCAAAAAGAUAACACAUGGAGAACCACUCAAAAUAUUGAUACAACUAAUCCAAAAUAAGAUUCCUUGAAGAAACAUACAUUGUAUACUAAUGUUUUUCCAUGAGUUUAUUAGGCUAUCUGUGAUGUGUUUGAAUCUAAUAUUAGGCUAGUCAUGGUGCUAAAGUUAGUAUCAUCACCACCCCCUACAAUGGUUCAAGAAGGAGAAGAUAGAGGCGAGUUUGAAGAUGAUGAACACCUCCACGGAAAGUGAAAUGAUCAAAUUCAAUUCAAUCUUCAGACUGAUUUUUGAGUUUACAACUUCACAUUAUACAAAACGUCAAAACCUAAAGUAAGAACUCUUUUCCUCUUAAUUUCUCUCUGUGUUGCACUUGUACAGUUCUUUUCAUGUUAGUUAUUAUUAUUUCUAUUUUA